Molecule: messenger RNA, 1464 nt
Organism: Bubalus bubalis (water buffalo)
Lineage: Eukaryota; Metazoa; Chordata; Mammalia; Artiodactyla; Bovidae
Gene: CDKN3
Product: cyclin dependent kinase inhibitor 3
Exons: 9
Coding region: 367-993 (208 amino acids)
Biological process (GO): protein dephosphorylation
Cellular component (GO): nucleus
Molecular function (GO): protein tyrosine phosphatase activity
Source: RefSeq, a predicted model, not a curated record
UGUACCAAUGAGCUGAGUAGAGGGGCUGGCUCGGCUCGGGGCGGAGGCUGAGAUACCGGUGCUGCCUAAGGGAGGUGGUGGCCGAUCUGGACGUGGGGUGGCCCGCAAUGAAGCCGAGAGUACUUUCUAGGGUGCUGUCUGCCACAGGGUGGGGGAGGGGAGCUGAAUUGUCCAUCACUGCCGGUGCCUGAGUGGAUAAGUCCAAUUCUGAAGUGAAGAAUUGACAAGCCCACUUGACCUCAGUGGGCUUAAAGCCCAUCCUCCAUCUCAUCCUCCAUAAUAAAACUGACAUAUUGAUCUCCAUGCCUCUCCAGUGUCUCAUCCCUCAGUUGGCGCCAACUAGGAAGUAGAAGAAAGCCUACUUCAAUGCAAACAAGUGAGUUUGACUCAUCAGAUGAAGAGCCUAUUGAAGAUGAACAGACUCCAAUUCAGAUAUCAUGGCUACCCCUGUCACGAGUGAAUUGUUCUCAGUUUCUUGGUUUAUGUGCUCUUCCAGGUUGCAAAUUUAAAGAUGUUAGAAGAAAUAUCCAGAAAGAUACAGAAGAACUAAAGAGCUAUGGUAUACAAGACAUAUUUGUUUUCUGCACCAGAGGGGAACUAUCAAAAUAUAGAGUUCCAAACCUUUUGGAUCUCUACCAUCAGUAUGGAAUUAUCACUCAUCACCAUCCAAUUCCAGAUGGAGGGACUCCUGACAUCACCAGCUGCUGUGAAAUUAUGGAGGAGCUUGAAAUUUGCCUUAAAAAUAACCGGAAAACCUUAAUACACUGUUAUGGAGGACUUGGGAGAUCUUGUCUUGUAGCUGCUUGUCUCCUCCUAUACCUGUCUGACACAGUAUCACCGCAGCAAGCCAUCGACAGCCUGAGGGACCUGAGAGGAUCUGGAGCGAUACAGACCAUAAAAAUAUAUAGAAUUGUGAAUUUUUCACCUCCCUCCCAAUGCCAGAUCAUCCCCAACAAGUGUUUAUCCAGCAGUUGCUGGAAUUUUCCAAGAUGAGGAAUUCAUUGGUUCAGACAGCUGCUAUUUUUUACAGCACUGUUUUUUUAACCCUAGGAACUACAAUGGAAUGAAUUUAAUACCUCUUUCACAUUUAUUUUAUAAAGCACUUACCUAAAGUUUAAGUCUCCAGUUUUCUCACUCCUUCACUCUCUGUUACCUAUGUCUUUGUCUUUAAAUUUCACGCUGAGCUACCGAAAGCAAGCAUUUGCAGACAAGGAUCAUACCUUGAGUCAAAGUCACCUGUUUUAAGAGACGUCAGCAGUUUCAGUGCUGCAGAACCCCACAGCUCUCUUGGCUACUGGUAGUCAAGAAGGUGACCAACAGAGGAGGCACUUGCGGACAAGCAAAGCAUAUUUCACCACAUCAACCCUAAUCUGUAAAUAGUCGUAUAAUUACCAAAAGUCUUACUGUCUCUCACUCUUCUUGCCCUGAUGAGCUACUAAUCUCAUUUAAGAAUACUUUAAAACA